GGCCCGCCCGGCACUAGGCCUCAAAAGCAACGGCCCCACGCCACCGUCCUCCGCACCAGCGCCCGCGCUGCCGAGCCCGUACCCGCGUCCAGCCUGCUUCCACCGAAGCACACACCAACAAACUCUUCCCUCGUAAGCGUCUCCUUGUCUCUCCGCCUCCCCCCUCCUCUGCUGGUGUUGGAUUGGCGGGGCGUUGGAGUGGGGGGUUGGGAUCGGUUCCUCUUGCUCUGUACCUGGAUUGAGUGUCCAAUACCAUUGGUCCAAAGGAAGAUCCUAAGAGAGACGGAGCUAUUUAUCUAAAUUAAGUGAUUUUUUUUGCACAGCAGAAAAUGUCCGCGAUCAUGUUAUGCACUUGCAGUGGGGACCAGUCCAGGUUCGAAGAUCUUCCUCGAUCCCCAGAAUCUCUCGCGACACGUGAUUUCUCAGCAAAUGGCUCUUCUUCAAAGAUAGCAAGUCGAGAAACAACGCCUGAUGAUAGCCAAGUAAAUGAAGUAGAAUCAGACCUCAGAGAAACCCUUUCAUUAAAUUAUGAGGAGGCCCGGGCAUUGUUAGGUAGACUGGAACAUCAGAGAGGAAACUUUGAUGCAGCAUUGCAAGUUCUUCAGGGAAUUGAUAUAAGAAGCUUGAGACAGCGAAUGACCAGUGCUAUUGCUGAAAGUAUCAAGCCUAGAGGGCCUCCACGUUCAUCAAGAAGGAAAACCUCACAAGUGAAUGGAAUGCUAAUGCAUAUGUCAAUGCAUUCUGUAAGCUUGCUUCUAGAGGCCAUAUUGCUUAAAGCAAAAUCAUUGGAAGCCCUUGGUAGAGUAACAGAAGCUGCAGAAGAAUGCAGAACCAUCAUAGACAUUAUAGAGUCUGCAUGGCCAUAUGGUGUUCCUGACGGUACUACUGAAGAGUGUAAGCUAAUAGACAUAUUCCAUUCGGCUCUAGAAUAUCUUCCCAAACUGUGGAUGAGAAGCGGUUGUUUUGAAGAAGCCAUCAUUGCAUAUCGGAGAGCUCUUGAAACGCCAUGGAAUUUGGAUUCACAAAGGUCCGCCAACUUACAAAAAGACUUGGCAGUGACUCUGCUGUAUUGUGGAGUUGAAGUUAAGUUCCCUCAAGAAUUUGGUCAGAAAGGGAACCUGGUAACCCCUGGGAACAACAUAGAGGAAGCAAUUUUGUUGUUACUGAUACUAACAAGAAAGCUAUCCCUCCAAGAAAUAAAAUGGGAUCCUGACCUUGUGAACCAUUUGAUGUAUGCACUCUCAUUAUCUGGGCAUUUUGAAGUUUUGUCCAUCCAUCUAGAAAUGUUGUUGCCUGGAACGUAUACCAGAUCGAAGAGAUGGUAUAUCCUUGCUCUUUGCUACAGUGCAGCUGGCAUGGAUGAUAGUGCAUUAAACAUCAUAAGGAAUGGUUUUUGUGUAUUGGAGAGAAAAGGAAAACCUCAUAUUCCAUCUCUUCUUUUAGGAGCAAAACUAUGCUGUAAGAACCCAAAGCAUGCUUCCGAAGGGAUAAAAUUUGCAAACAAAGCCAUGAAGUCUUUCGGAAGUCAUGAUAUGCAUUUCAUCAGCGUUGUAAACCACUUUCUUGGUGUUUGUUAUGGACCUUUUUCUAGGUCCUCCACUUCACACUUGGACAAAUUGAGAUUACAAGAUGAUGCACUGAGGCUGCUUCAGGAUGCUGCUACAAUGGCAAACUAUAAUCCUGAAAUAAUGUAUAGCCUUGCUUGGGAAAAUGCGAUGCAGCGCAAACUCAAUGCAGCUGUUGAAAGUGCAACAGAAUGUCUUGAGAUGGUGAUGGGAGGUUCAGUUAGUGCCUGGAAGUUAUUGAUCCUUGUAUUAUCUGCACAGCAGAAUUUACAAGAAGCUGAAGCAGUAGCGGAUAUUGCAAUAGAUGAAGCUGAAAAAGAUGAUCAAUUGGAUAUUUUGAGGCUAAAAGCACAAAUUCAGGCUUCCCGUGGGCAAUUCAAAUCUGCAGUGGAAUCUUUUCGAGUUUUGCUUGCAACCAUUCAAGCAAAGAAGGAAGUCUGGAAAUCGACCAAUUGUGACAAGAUUAAAUCCGUACAGAAGUUGGAGAUUGAUGUAUGGUUAGAUCUAGCGUCAAUGUACACCAAGCUUGAGGCAUGGCGUGACUCAAACAUCUGCCUUGACAAAGCCAUAUCCACUGAUUUCUUUUAUCCCAAGUGUUGGCACGUCAGAGGCAUUCUAUUAGAGGCUCAAUCCUUGCACCAAGAAGCUUUGAUGGCGUUUUCAUUCGCCCUCUCGAUCAAUCCAGAUUACGUCCCAAGCAUGGUUUCUAUGGCAGGAAUUCUACGAGAUCUCGGAGGGAAUUCGAUAUCGAUUGCAAGAACUUUCUUGCGCAAUGCCCUCCGUUUAGAGCCUACAAACCAUCGAGCCUGGUUGGAUCUUGGACUUGUCCUGAAAUCUGAAGGGUCACUGCUCGAGGCUGCGGACUGCUUCCAGGCAGCAUACGAGCUCAGAGAAUUGUCACCAAUCCAGGACUUCUCCGAGCAACUCCCCAUCAUGCUGCAUUAGGAACCAUACUAAAAGCUCAGUUCUUCGUGUAGAAAUUUUGUCUUCGUAUGUUGUUCUCAGCCGUUACCGCUUGCAAAUGUAGUAGUAAGCAUGUGAUUUUGUGAAUGUAGAUUGGUUCAUUUUUGCUCAUGUUGCAACGUUGAGCGUACUUCGCUGGACAUCCUUAACAAUUUUGUUCGCUUUUGGAAAUAGCAAAGCUAUGUGCAUCUCU
Messenger RNA from Phragmites australis (common reed), 2721 nucleotides. RefSeq names its product protein NPGR1-like. The transcript is spliced from 6 exons. Bases 330 to 2510 code for a protein of 726 amino acids. Lineage: Eukaryota; Viridiplantae; Streptophyta; Magnoliopsida; Poales; Poaceae. The record is from RefSeq and is a predicted model, not a curated record. Gene Ontology annotation, molecular function: protein binding.